AAUAUCAGUCAAAAAGCUCCCCCUCACCCCACCUCUCGAACUCUCCGUCCCUCCGAACCCUAGCUUUCCCCCGCCUCCCCUCCAUGGCUGACGGCGAUCCGGCGCCAGCGCCGGCGCCGAACAGCGAGAAGCCUUCAGCCCCGGCGGCGGCGGUCGAGGUGGAGGAGACGAGGCGGCCGCCGCCGGAGCCCCCCGGGGGUCCGGUCGAGGAGAAGCGCCAGUCCCAGGUGGAGGCGAUGGCGGCCGAGGUGGAGACGCGCCCGCCGCCGGAGGCCCCCGGGGCGCCGCCCGCUGAGAACCGGGAGAAAGAGGCGGAGGCAGAGGCGAAGGAGAGGAAAAAAGUGGAGAAGGGGAUGGGGAAUGAGACGAUGGAGACGAAGGAGAAGCGGGAGGAGAAGGGGAAGGGUGAGAAGCAGGGGAAGGAGGCGGCAAAGGAGAAGGCUGAGGCGAAGGGGAAGGUGAAGGUACAUGCGGUGGUGAAGGUGGAGGGGACGGAGAAGGAGAUCAAGCCGACCCGGCGGCCGGCCGGGGCCAGCGCGGAGACACCCAUCCUCGCGGUGCCAGUGGUGGCAGUGCCGUGCUUCAUAGCGCCUUCGGGCUUCGCGGGCCAGUUUGCAAUGACGCAUCAAGCAGCUUUGGCGAGUGUAACAGCCCAGGCACAAAUGCACUUGCAAUCCCCAACCACAUCUACAUGUUCAGAAGCGCCAUCAAGUCCAUUUUAUAUAACACCAAGAUCUAUAGUGCCACUGCAGCAAUCACCAUUUUCAUCGGAGCCAAAAUCACCCCACCUUGUAAAUAUGGUGGCUGAUGGCUUCAACUGGAGGAAAUAUGGCCAGAAGCAGGUGAAAAGUAGUGAGAAUUCCAGGAGCUACUACAGAUGCACUAGCUCAGGUUGUUUGGCUAAAAAGAAGGUUGAGCAUUGCCCUGAUGGCCGUGUUGUGGAAAUCAUUUAUAGAGGGGCUCAUAAUCAUGAACCACCUCCAAAAACUAGAUUUGCAAAAGAAAAGGUGACUCCUAUUAGUGUUCCCUCUGGAGGUGAAACCUUGAGACUUGUGAAUACAGAAAUUCUAGAAUCUAGUACACCUACCUGUAAAUCAGACCAUUGUGCUGUCACAGAAACCUGUGAGCAGCAGCUCUUUUGCUCGAGUGAUUGCGAAGGUGAUGCUGGUAACAAAUCGGAAGAUGAACAUCCUAGUGCAGAACCCAUGCCGAAGCGAAGGGUGAUUGAAACCACAGCACCUAACUUAACCCCAGUUCUCAGAACUGUUAGAGAGCAAAAGAUUAUUGUGCAGGCUGGAAAGAUGAGUGAUGGAUACAGAUGGCGCAAGUAUGGACAGAAAAUUGUUAAGGGAAAUCCAAACCCCAGGAGUUAUUAUCGCUGCACGCAUGGUGGGUGUCCUGUCCGUAAGCAUGUGGAAAAGGCACCAGAUGAUGUCAACAAUAUUGUUGUAACUUAUGAAGGUAAACAUAACCAUGAUGAACCAUUUAGAAGCAACAGCAUACCUGUGUCUGCUAUCAGUCCACCAGUGGCAACCAUCGAGCAACCCAACACAUCAACCACAACAUCAGAUGGGAAACCCCCAACCAUCACUCAGAAGGAUGCCAACGGUGAGUCUGAUAAGGAAACUACUUUGGAAUUCGGAGGUGAGAAAGCACUUGAAUCUGCACAAACACUGCUCAGCAUCAAAACUAAUUCUGAUGACAGGAAGAACUCUGUUCUGAAAGAAACUUCUUCUGCAGUUCCUGUCCAAAACAGCUGAAUUCUGCUGAGAUAGGGUGAUUCUAUUGACGUAUUAGCCUGUGAUAUUUGUUGGUUGUCUUAUUGUGUUAGCUUGUGUAUGAGGUGAGGUUGGCGUUCCCCAUUCUGUGGAGCACUAUAGGAAAAAUUGAGGAAACAUUUAGGUUCUGGGACGCAUGACUGGUCGUGUACCUGUAUAGAUUUUCAAUCAUUAGUGUGUAUAGGUACUGUAUUUCAUACCUGAGGCUAAGCAACAAAGAGACCCGAUGGCGUGUGGAGUUGAUCUUCAUAAAUUGUGUGCUGUAUUGUUCAAGUUCCAUUUAUUGCAUAGCUGAUCUGAGAUAUGGUGACGGUAUGACUAUGACACCAGAAGGCACAUUGUGUAUGGUAAUUAAAGUUGUAAUCGCAGCAUCAUUGUGUGUGAAGUCCA
Messenger RNA from Panicum virgatum (switchgrass), 2168 nucleotides. RefSeq names its product probable WRKY transcription factor 32. The coding region runs from base 84 to 1760 and encodes 558 amino acids. The record is from RefSeq and is a predicted model, not a curated record. Gene Ontology annotation, molecular function: sequence-specific DNA binding; DNA-binding transcription factor activity. The transcript is spliced from 4 exons. Gene Ontology annotation, biological process: regulation of DNA-templated transcription. Lineage: Eukaryota; Viridiplantae; Streptophyta; Magnoliopsida; Poales; Poaceae.